Molecule: messenger RNA, 2817 nt
Organism: Chelonus insularis
Lineage: Eukaryota; Metazoa; Arthropoda; Insecta; Hymenoptera; Braconidae
Exons: 4
Coding region: 1-2817 (938 amino acids)
Source: RefSeq, a predicted model, not a curated record
AUGUAUUGCAGUAUAUGCAACGAAUUUUCCUCUCCGUGCAGUUUACAAGUAUUGCGUCAUAUGCAACUUUUUCACUCUCAUAAUACUGUUUAUCCGUGUAUCAAUAAUUGUAACAGGACAUUUGCAUCAAUACCAACUCUGAAGAAACAUAUCAAAAUUUGCUUAGUAGCUGCUAAUGAUUUGGUAACACAAAAUAAUACACUAUUAAAAUCAGAAGUCAAGUUUGAUUCUACUUUAAAUAAUACAGAUCAUAAUGACCACACGGAAAGUUCUGAAGAUCAGAGUAGUAUUGGUACAAUUGUCGAUGAUAAAUGUAUUGAGCGAAAAUUUUUACAAUUUAUUGGCUAUUUGUAUAAUAAGCCAUCAUUAUCGAGAUUGAUUGUCCAGGAUAUUGUAGAAAAUUUUAGUGAGUUGACACACGGUAUAAUUUCCAUUUUUGAACAUAAUUUGAAAACUGCAAUUCCUUCUGAUUAUCACGAUUUGAUUACAAAUAUUUUACAAAUUAAUCCAUGUAGCAAUUUCGACAGUGAAUACAAACGAUUCAAAUAUUUUAAAGGUCAAAAUUUACUUAUAACUCCUGUACCUUUCAAAAUAGGAGAAAUUAAAGAUGAUAAAAAAAUGAAAGGUACUGUAGUUUUAACAAAUAAACAAUGUUUUGCUCAAGUAGUACCAAUGCGGAUUGUACUGCGUCAAUUUUUCGAAUUACCCAAUGUCUACGAAAGAAUAAUUAGUUAUAUUAAAGAUGAGUCUUCCCGUAAUUAUUUACCAAAAUUAUACACCAGUUUAUUUCAAGGAAAAAUCUGGGAAAAUAUUUCAAAUUCUUAUGGUAAAAAAGUUGUGGUACCUCUUUACCUUUACUAUGAUGAUUUUGAAAUAUCUAAUACACUUUCAAGUGCGGCUGGAAUAUAUAAAAUCGGUGCAUUCUAUUUUUCCAUAGCUUCAAUGCCCCCAGAAUAUUCUUCUUCGAUUGAUUCCGUUUUUUUAGCUGAAUUUAUCCAUACUAUGGAUUUAAAAGAGUUCGGAAAUGAAAAAUGUUGUCGAGCUAUUGUUGAUGAAUUAAAAUUCUUGGCAGAAGAAGGGAUUUGGGUAGAUGUAAAUGGCAUUAAUAAACAAAUUUUUUUCGUCCUGAUUGGUGUAUUAGGUGAUAAUUUGGGCAUGAAUGGCAUAUUAGGGUUUUCAGAAAGUUUUAUAGCUGAAUAUUUUUGUCGAUGUUGUAGAAGUACAAACAAUGAAUGUAGUAAGCAGCUUGUAGAAAAUAAAGGAUCACUUCGAAAUAUUCAUAAUUAUGAAGAUGAUACAAGAAGUUUAUCAACAGGCGUAAAGGAAAAAUGUAUUUUUAAUGUAAUUCCGCAUUAUCAUUGUACGAUAAAUAUUACUUGGGAUUUGAUGCAUGAUUUAUAUUUAGGCAUUUGUCGUUAUGACAUGGCUAAAAUCAUAGAUCACUGUAUUAAAAAAACCUAUUUUAGCUUAGAACAUCUAAAUAACCGUUUGAAAUAUUUUGAUUAUUCGGAAAUUGAUCGUGGUAAGAAAAUAUCGUUUAUUUCAGCACACCACAUUCAUAAGGGUAAUAUAAUUAUUACAGCUUCAGAAAUGUCAGCUUUAAUUUCUUAUUUUGGAAUAAUCGUUGGUGAUUUAGUUCCAGUUGAUGAUGAUGCAUGGGAGUUAUAUAAUACCCUUUAUGAAAUUAUUGACAUUGUAACCAGUUCAUCAAUAUCAGAAUACCAAGUAAUUCAUUUGGAACAGUUAAUACGAAAUCACAACGAACUUUUCAUAAACUUAUUUGGGCCUUUAGUUCCAAAAAGUCACUUUUUAACUCAUUACCCAUUAUGUAUAAAAAAUAUGGGACCAAUAAAGAAUCUAUCUAGCUCUAAAUUUGAAUCGUUUCAUCAAUUGUCGAAAAAAAAUGCUCAUGUUGUCAACUCAAGGAUUAAUAUUACGUAUACUCUGGCAUUAAAAAUGCAAUUACAAGUAUGUUAUAGAAUUUUAAGUCAGAAAGGACUUGAGCCAAAAAUUGAAUACGGUCAGGUGUUAGAAAUUUCUGAUAAUUAUGAAUCAACAUUUUCAUCACAUAUAGGUGCAGAAGCUUGUACAGUUUCGUGGGUAAAAAUCAACGGAACAAUAUAUAAACCUGACUUUGGUAUAUACGUAAAAAAUGAUGAUUUUAAUGAUCCAAUGUUUGGUAUAAUUAUAAGUAUUAUUAUGAGUAAAGACUGUACGAUUUUCUUAGUUUAUAAAGAAUGCUACACUAUUGGUUUUAAUAAUCAUCAAAAGGGAUAUGAAAUUGUAACGCCAAAUAUUCAUGUUAAAACUAAAUUAUUUAAUAUAAAUAAUAAUUUUUAUGUAAGGCCUGUAAAAAUUCAUGUUACAGCAAACGUGACGGCAUCAGUUUUGCCAGGUGGAUGGGUAGAAUUAUCUGAUGUCCAUAGACACCCAUCACGUCAAAUAGACAACGAGAUUCGAAAGCGUCAAAUGAUUGCAGAAAUAAAAAGAAGAGCCCGGGAAACGAACGACACACCUGAUCAUAUAUUUACAGAAGUAUCAAGAGAAUUUCCAGACAUUGCAUUUUCUAUGCGUCCGGAAGCAAGACGUAUGCAUGUCACGCGAACUCGUCAACUUUGUUGUCCGCCUAUCCCAACGUCGAUGGAAGAAUUAGGACCUAUGUUACAUUCAUAUUUACCAGCUUCGCCAAUAUUUCGGGAAGCAGUUACUGCAGAUGACGAAAGUACUGGAAUUAUUUUCAGUAGCCAAGAUAUGGUCAAUAGAUUCAAUAUGGUAAAUGAUUUACACAUUGAUGGUACUUUUAAGUGCAUUCCGUAA